Molecule: messenger RNA, 2137 nt
Organism: Mobula hypostoma (lesser devil ray)
Lineage: Eukaryota; Metazoa; Chordata; Chondrichthyes; Myliobatiformes; Myliobatidae
Product: mitogen-activated protein kinase 14
Exons: 12
Coding region: 273-1361 (362 amino acids)
Biological process (GO): protein phosphorylation; intracellular signal transduction
Cellular component (GO): cytoplasm; nucleus
Molecular function (GO): MAP kinase activity; ATP binding
Source: RefSeq, a predicted model, not a curated record
GCCUGACGUCACUGCGGCCGAAAGGGGAAGUGGAAUGAGUGGGAGCUCGAGCGCUGGCUGUCGAUUGUCAAACGUGCGUUAUUGCUCCAGCGCUGCGGUGCCCUCAGCAGUAUGGAUUUCUGCUUUAAAUUGUGAUUUAUAACUUCCAAUCUGAGCUGGGAGCGCGCAUUUUGUUUGGGGGAAAAAUCUUUUUUUUACGUUCUUCAAUUAAUUCUUUCCAUCAUCUGGCUGACAUCCUCCUCCUCCUCAAAGGGGAGAGCAGACUCUGCACCAUGUCAGAAGUCAGGCCGCACUUUUACAGGCAGGAGUUGAAUAAGACAAUCUGGGAAGUGCCGGAGAGAUAUCAAAACCUCUCGCCUGUAGGAUCCGGCGCUUACGGCUCCGUCUGUGCUGCCUUUGACACACAAGCUGGUAUUCGUGUGGCAGUUAAAAAACUUUCCAGACCGUUUCAAUCUAUAAUUCAUGCGAAACGCACAUACAGAGAGCUUCGAUUAUUGAAACAUAUGAAACACGAAAAUGUGAUUGGCCUGUUGGAUGUUUUCACACCAGCAGUAACUUUGGAAGAAUUUACAGAUGUGUAUUUGGUAACACACCUAAUGGGAGCUGAUCUAAACAAUAUUGUUAAGUGUCAGAAGCUCACAGAUGACCAUGUACAGUUCCUAAUAUACCAGAUAUUACGCGGCCUUAAGUAUAUCCAUUCUGCUGGAAUUAUACACAGAGAUUUGAAACCCAGCAAUCUUGCAGUGAAUGAAGAUUGUGAGCUAAAGAUUUUGGACUUUGGAUUGGCUCGUCAUACUGAUGACGAAAUGACUGGAUAUGUAGCCACAAGAUGGUAUAGAGCACCGGAGAUCAUGCUAAAUUGGAUGCAUUACAAUCAAACAGUUGAUAUUUGGUCCGUUGGGUGCAUCAUGGCAGAGCUACUGACAGGAAAGACUUUAUUUCCAGGCACUGACCAUAUUAAUCAGCUUCAACAGAUCAUGAGAUUGACAGGAACCCCUCCAGCAUCCUUAAUUAAUAGGAUGCCCGGCUAUGAGGCGAGAAACUACAUCCAGUCAUUACAGCAUAUGCCAAAACAGUGCUUUGAAGAUGUAUUCAUUGGAGCUAAUCCUCAAGCUGUUGACCUUUUGGAGAAAAUGCUUGUGCUGGACACAGAUAAGAGGAUCACAGCAGCAGAAGCCUUGGCUCAUUCUUAUUUCUCUCAGUAUCAUGACCCAGAUGAUGAGCCGGAAGCAGAUCCUUAUGACCAGUCUUUUGAAAGCAGGGAGCUUGAAAUAGAAGAAUGGAAAAGACUAACCCAUGAAGAAGUAAUGAGCUUUGUGCCACCAGAGCUAGUCUCUGAAAGUAUGGAAUUGGAAUCAUGAAAACCUUUUACUCCCAUAUUUGUAUCGCAUCACUGUGAGGACUUAACCAGUUCGACUGAUGGUCCUUUCCAAUAUUAUCAAGUGCCUAUCAUGGUCUUGAUGGCAGAUUUUAUGGGUGAGGGCAAAAUGAAACUUUCGUAACAAUUAUUCUACAUCCCGCAUGUUUUGCUAAAUCCUGGACAAUUGCCAGCUUUUUGUAUAUUGCCAUUAUCAUCCACUGUGAACUGUUUGCUAACAAGAACUUUUGCAAGCACUCAUUCGAACUGGUAAACUUCUGUGUAUUUGUAUGCCUUAUUUUUAGAAAUGCAUACUAUUUUAAAUGUUUAAUUAUCUGUACAAAAGUCACCCACACCUAAAAAAAACAUGCAAGCAGUAAUUGUUACUUUUAUAUAAAGUACAGAUGGGAUGUACAUUAAUUUAUAGAUGUAUUUGCUGUUUACAGCAUAAAAGAAGCAAUUGUUUUUAUUGUGAUUUCAAUUUUAAAACCUACUUGACUGUUCAGCAAUACUACUACUAACUAAGAGUGCAUGUUUUCACUGUUUAUAAGGGAUUUGGAAUGGGAAUGUUGUGGCAGAAAUUCAAAGGUAUAGGUAAAUAUACAUAUUUGUAUUAAUAUACUUCACUCUUGUGCAAGGUUAGGUAGAUGUAUAUGAAAAAUAUUUUCAUAAUUACUCCAGUUGUUCUAUGUACCUCUAGAGUUCUUCAUUGUAAUUGGAUGUGACUUACAAAGUGUGAUAUUGUAGUGAGACCAUACAAUAAACUAUUCUGAAAUAAAU